Rattus rattus (black rat) is the source of this 2566-nucleotide messenger RNA. It is a transcript of the gene Anapc10, whose product is annotated as anaphase promoting complex subunit 10. The record is from RefSeq and is a predicted model, not a curated record. Gene Ontology annotation, cellular component: anaphase-promoting complex. NCBI's taxonomy places the organism in Eukaryota, Metazoa, Chordata, Mammalia, Rodentia, Muridae. The transcript is spliced from 5 exons. The coding region runs from base 168 to 725 and encodes 185 amino acids. Gene Ontology annotation, biological process: protein K11-linked ubiquitination; anaphase-promoting complex-dependent catabolic process.
UGCGCGACAGAGCUCAGCGUCGGCGCCCUGGAGAGAGAGGGUGAUGACGCUGUGACGUCAUCGUGCUGCGACGCCAAUUAACUGAGUGAACCUAGAACCACUGAGCCGCAGUGGAAGUGGCUGGGACCCUGAGAACCGGAAUUGUGGCGAGCCAGAAUAAUUCGAAAAUGACCACGCCGAACAAGACACCUCCUGGUGCUGACCCUAAGCAGUUGGAGAGGACAGCAACAGUGAGGGAAAUUGGGUCUCAGGCUGUCUGGUCACUCUCUUCCUGCAAACCAGGGUUUGGAGUGGAUCAAUUACGAGAUGACAAUCUAGAGACUUACUGGCAAUCCGAUGGCUCUCAGCCUCAUUUAGUGAACAUCCAAUUCAGAAGAAAAACAACAGUGAAGACGUUAUGUAUUUAUGCAGACUAUAAAUCUGAUGAAAGCUACACUCCAAGCAAAAUCUCAGUCAGAGUAGGAAAUAAUUUUCACAACCUUCAAGAAAUCCGGCAACUCGAAUUGGUGGAGCCAAGUGGCUGGAUUCACGUUCCCUUAACUGACAACCAUAAGAAGCCAACGCGCACAUUCAUGAUACAGAUUGCUGUUCUGGCCAAUCACCAGAACGGAAGGGAUACCCACAUGAGACAGAUUAAAAUAUACACGCCAGUGGAAGAGAGCUCCAUUGGGAAAUUCCCUAGAUGCACCACCAUCGAUUUCAUGAUGUAUCGUUCAAUACGGUGACUUCCAAAUGGACAGAAGGGAACAGACAUUUGGUUUAUCCUAUCAUCACAUAGUACAUCAAGUAUCUUUGGUGAAAAAGCAUGUUACUUUGUAAUUUUACAUACAUUUAAAAAUAAUUUAGAUAAAUAACUUUUAGGUCAUGUCUUUUUUAUAUAAUAAAGCUCAUUUAUUUUUUGUUGCUAAAAGUGAAUUUGAAGCCAAUUUUUACAUUUUUCUUUAUAUUAAAAGAAAACUAAUUAAACUGAAAUUUUCAGGAUGUAUAAAGUAUUUUUUUACCAGCAUGGUAGUUAUUUCACAGAAUGGUUGUUGGACAUUGGGAACAAAACUGUUUUCCUAGUGUCUGUGUAACUUUCAAUGACAGUGAUGACGUGGAAAGUUAAAGGUACUUUGGAAAAUUAGCUGAAUGGUGUUUUCUGGGGCAAACACGUGAAAGGAGUGUUUUCCUGAAGCAGACACAGGAGAAGACUAAGGCACAUGUGAAGGAACAUUUGACUGAAGUGGACACAGGUCUGUUCUGCUAAAGCAAGCCUGUGAAACGACAUGUGAUGAAGGUUUCUUCUUGGCUAACGACAUGCAUGGAUUGGCCCACCUUACAUUGGACAGUUGAGCUGCAUUUGUUGGGACUCCAUAGAGAGAAACGCACCAAAAAACUUGUGGUGGUGCUGCAGCUUCUUACGGCUUCCUGCUGCUUCUGCGGACCUGGCUGAGUGGCAGAGCGCUGUCGGCUGAUACAGACUCACUCCUGCGCCGAGACAGACUGAACCUUGCUGCAGUAAGGCUCAUGCUGAGGCAAAGACCCAUGGAAGACCCGUGGUAGAGCCGAGAAGUUUUUCUACUGUUCUUGUCGUGCUGAGUCUGAGGCCUGACUGUCUCUGCCAGGUAGUGCCACGGCUGCUGACUCCUGUUUGCUGUCCCGACCCUAGCGAGCUGCCGCUGCUGACUGCUGUGAACUGAACUGCUGAUUUCCUGACUGUGCAGAUGGGAGGGGCCCCAAAGAACCAUUUCUAAAGAACCAUUUCUUAAACAGGUCCACUUUCCCGGAUCCUUUCCUUUCCACCACGUCUGGCUAGAAGGAAGGUUACAGCAUUUAAGAACCCUCAUUUAAAAAUGUUUGAAAAAUAUUAAAGUUAAACAUUGAUUAAUUUUUUAGAGGAAAUUAAAGUUUGUUUUUUAUAUCAAAAUAAACUGGUACUAGAGUCUGUUAUGAUUCCAUCUGUUUCUGUUUUCUGGCCUGUUUCCUGUGAUCUAUGGAGGCAGAGGCAUGAGGAUUUUGAGUUCUAGUCUAGCUUGGACUAUACAGGAAGACCCUGUCUUAGAGAGACUGGGAGCUUUUUAGAAGGGGAGAAGCCAGUCUAAUUUGGAGAAUAUAAUUGUCUUACCUUUUCUCUUCCAUGAAAUAUUUGUAACCCUAGGAAUGUCUAUAUUUUGACAAAAAUCAUGUUAGAAAUUGCCAUUAUAAUUUGAAGUUUAUCUCAGUCCAUAUAAUACUUAGAAGAAUUUCAAUUUGUGUCUGACAUUGUAACAUCUUCCAAAGAUAGUAUUUCCUAUGAGAAUUUAAAAACAAGAAAUAGCUUUUUUUUUCUGUAGAACUCAGCUUACCAAUGAAUGGUGACUAGUUCAUUGUGCCCUGUGUUUGAUGGAGUAGAGUCAUUAUUUCCAAGGCUCCCCACAAGACUCACUUUUGUCUUACAGUAGUUGUUCUUGCACUGUUGGUAUCUUUAAGUCUAAAACAAGAAAUGUCUACAGAAUAACAAUGCACUUGGCUUUAUUCUAUUCUGAUAGCAAGUCCUUUUCGCUUGGUUACUUCUUCCUCAGACAUUAAAAACUCUUUGAUUCUUUGA